CCCCCUCCUCACCAAAAACACGGAAACUUCUGCUUUCGUCCAUAUGUUGGUGACAGCUUCUGCUUUUGUCCCCUCCUCCUCCUUACACUCAAUGUGGAUGCAGAGGAGGAUGCAGAAGCCCGAACCCCUCAUCCAAAAGCACUUUUAAGAAAAAGCACCCUUCGAUUGAUUUAGCUUACUUAAUUGUUGUACGCAUAUGGUUACAACUUAACGUGCUUUUCUGUUCGUCCACUCAAUCUUCACCAGCAUAAGAGAGAAAGAAAUCCCCAUCGAAAAGCACCUUUGGUUAUACAUAAGAUCCAGGCAGGAUGAACGACUUAUUUUCGAGCUCGUUCAAGAAGUACACGGACCUGAAGCAGCAGGCCUACCUCGACGACGUGGAGGCCGGCAAGGAAAGCGUUAACCUCGACAAGUUCUUCGAAGACAUUGAGAAUGUGAAGGAGGACAUGAGGCAGGUCGAGAGGCUGUACAAGCAGCUGCAAGAAUCCAAUGAGGAGAGCAAGACUGUGCACAAUGCUCAAACCAUGAAGGAGCUCCGGACCCGAAUGGACUUGGACGUCGAGCAGGUCCUCAAAAGGGUCAAAAUCAUCAAGGGGAAGCUCGAAGGUUUAGAGCGUUCGAACGCAGAGCACAGGAACCUUCCCGGGUGUGGCCCUGGAUCCUCUGCUGAUCGAACGAGGACCUCGGUGGUUAGUGGCUUGGGGAAGAAGCUAAAGGACAUGAUGGAUGACUUUCAAGGGUUGAGAGCUAGGAUGACAGCCGAGUACAAGGAAACAAUAGAACGCAGGUAUUUCACAAUCACCGGAGAGAAAGCAAGCGAGGAUACCAUCGAAACUUUGAUUUCGAGCGGAGAGAGUGAGAGUUUUCUGCAGAAGGCGAUUCAGGAGCAGGGGAGAGGUCAGAUUAUGGACACCAUAUCCGAAAUGCAGGAGAGACACGAUGCUGUGAAGGAGAUCGAGAAGAAUUUGAUCGAGCUGCAUCAGAUAUUCAUGGACAUGGCCGCCCUGGUCGAAGCCCAGGGCCAUCAGCUCAACGACAUCGAGAGCCACGUCAUGCACGCAAGUUCUUUCGUGAGACGAGGCACUGACAACCUUCAGGUAGCCAAAGAACAGCAGAAGAAAUCAAGGAAGUGGACAUGCAUUGCUAUAAUUCUUGGAAUAGUUCUCAUCAUUCUCCUCCUAAUUCCAAUUAUGUUACAAAUUUUGCCUCAUAUGAAGUAGUAAGAGGGAAAAGGGGAAGACUUUGUUCAUAGUUAGAUCUUACGGCGAGUUCAGAAGGAAAAAAAAAAAAAAGGCUAAUGAUUUUGACGCUCCUCUUUUAGCCUCCUGCACAUAUUCAUUUUGCAGUGCAUACGUCUAAAAGUAGAGCGCCACAAUCCCUAUGCUAAAAGAAAAAAACCGUUUGUUCUCGAAGGGUGCGGUUUCAAUGUCUCACACACAAAAAUUGUGACACAAAAGUAGCGAAACUUUAGAAAUGGAAUCCUCCAAGCUUUUAAAUCUCUCGGGGCAAAGGGACCUAAUUGGCAGAUGGUAAACACAUGAUGUAACCAAUUAGAGGCAUUUCUUUGUAACCAAUUUUAUCCUCAUUUUAUGAAUGACAUUGCCUUUUAAACUA
Messenger RNA from Malus domestica (apple), 1614 nucleotides. RefSeq names its product syntaxin-124-like. Lineage: Eukaryota; Viridiplantae; Streptophyta; Magnoliopsida; Rosales; Rosaceae. Gene Ontology annotation, biological process: vesicle fusion; intracellular protein transport; exocytosis. Gene Ontology annotation, molecular function: SNARE binding; SNAP receptor activity. Gene Ontology annotation, cellular component: plasma membrane; SNARE complex; endomembrane system. The record is from RefSeq and is a predicted model, not a curated record.